Messenger RNA from Hyla sarda, 5656 nucleotides. It is a transcript of the gene SNX18, whose product is annotated as sorting nexin 18. Gene Ontology annotation, biological process: endocytosis; plasma membrane tubulation; mitotic cell cycle. NCBI's taxonomy places the organism in Eukaryota, Metazoa, Chordata, Amphibia, Anura, Hylidae. Gene Ontology annotation, cellular component: cytoplasmic vesicle; plasma membrane. The coding region runs from base 139 to 1884 and encodes 581 amino acids. Gene Ontology annotation, molecular function: protein binding; phosphatidylinositol binding. The record is from RefSeq and is a predicted model, not a curated record. The transcript is spliced from 2 exons.
AGAGAGGAGAGGCCGGCCUGGGGGAGGAGUCAGGCCGCAGGCUCCGCUCCGUUUCCUCCGGUCACAUCUCAGUGUCCAGGCUCCAGCGGCCGCUCCACGUCCCGGGUGUCCGCCGCCCUCUCCUUCCCGCCGGCGAUCAUGGCGCUCAGGGCCCGCGCUCUGUACGACUUCCGAGCCGAGAACCCGGGCGAGGUGUCGCUGCGGGAGGCGGAGGUGCUGAGCCUGUGCAGUGAGCAGGACAUCGAGGGCUGGCUGGAGGGGGUGAACAGCCGCGGGGAGCGGGGACUCUUUCCUGCCUCUUAUGUGGAGAUCGUCCGGGCAGAAGCAGCCGGUCCUCCUCCUCCUCCGCCGCCUCUACCUCCAUCCGACUCCCGCUACGCUAACCUGCCUCCCGGCGGCUACGAGCCGGCCCCAGCGCCCCCCAGCUACCCGAGCUUCUCGUACCCCGGGGUGUCCGCCCGGCCCGCCGCCCUCCCGUACCAGCACAGCCAGCCGAGCGACGACGACUGGGACGACGAAUGGGACGACAGCAGCUCCACGGCGGCGGAUGAGGCCCCGGCCCCCGGUUACUAUGGAGGCGGUUUCCAUGACUAUGACAGCAGCAGGUACCGGAUGUCAACUCCUGGCUCCUACUCCACAACCGCCUCCACCGCCACCGCCUCAUCCCAGGCCAAGGGCUCCGCCACCGUCAGCCGGAACCUCAACCGCUUCUCGGCCUUCGUGAAGAGCGGCGGUGAGGCUUUCGUGCUGGGGGAAGUAGUGGGCUUUGUGCGGGAUGGGGACAAGCUGUGUGUGGUACAUGGUCCGCAUGGACCGGAGUGGCAGGAGAACCCGUACCCCUUUGGCUGCACCAUAGACGAGCCCACCAAACAGACCAAGUUCAAGGGCAUGAAGAGCUACAUCUCCUACCGCCUCCUGCCCAGCCACACCGGCCAGGCCGUCCACCGCCGCUACAAGCACUUUGACUGGCUCUACGCCCGAUUGUUGGAGAAAUUCCCGGUCAUCUCAGUGCCCCGCAUCCCCGAAAAACAAGCAACCGGCCGUUUCGAAGAGGAUUUCAUCUCUAAACGGCGGAAAGGCCUGGUGUGGUGGAUGGACCAUAUGUGCAGCCACCCGGUUCUAUCCCGCUGCGACGCUUUCCAGCACUUCCUCACCUGCUCGGAUGAGAAAGCGUGGAAACAAGGCAAAAGGAAGUGCGAGAAGGAUGAGAUGGUCGGGGCCAACUUCUUCUUGACCCUCACCACCAUGCCUGGGGCCCCCAUCCUGGAGCCACAAGAAGUGGAUGCCAAGCUGGACGCUUUCAAGUCAUUUGCCAAAAGGAUGGAUGAAGGAGUCCUCUUACUCAACCAGACCGCCGGGGAGUUUGCCCGCAAGCAAGCCUCGGGCUUCAAGAAGGAAUACCAGAAGGUGGGGAUGGCCUUCAAGGGAUUGGGUCAGGCCUUCGAGAUCGACCAGCAGGCUUUUUCUGGUGGCCUGAAUCGGGCUAUGUCUUUCACGGCGGAUGCCUAUGAUGCCAUUGGGGAAAUGUUUGCUGAGCAGCCUCGCCAGGACCUGGACCCCAUCAUGGACUUGCUAGCUGUGUAUCAGGGUCACCUGGCCAACUUCCCGGACAUCAUCCACGUCCAGAAAGGGGCACUAACCAAAGUCCGUGAAAGCAAGAAGCACAUUGAAGAGGGCAAGAUGGAGCUACAAAAAGCUACCGAGAUCCAAGAACGCUGUAACAUUAUAUCCUAUGCCACUUUGGCAGAAAUUCAACAUUUUCACAAAAUCCGUGUGCGGGACUUCAAGUCACAAAUGCAACAUUUCUUGCAGCAACAGAUAACUUUCUUCCAAAAAGUGACGCUAAAGUUGGAGGAGGCGCUACAAAAAUAUGACGCAGCCUAGUCAUCCCGUACAAGGACCUUGAACAUUGUUCUCCUCGUUUUGGGGAGGUUAUAAACUUUUGGGGUUUUAGUCACCCCUCCUAAAAAAGAAACAACCUGUUGCCAAUAAUUGGCGGUGGUACACGACUGGUCGUACAUUUACAUUUAUUUUUUAGUAUACUGUGAUUUAAAAAAAACAACAACAAUUGAACUCGUAAUCCGCAUAGAUCCAGCAUUGCGCAUUUAUAUUUAAAUUCUAUUAUCUAUGCUUACACUACCAUUGUACCUUUUUGUUCUGGAGUAUCGAGUAUGCCGUUUGCCUUACCAUUGAACAAUAUCACUGAGCAUACUCUGAGUGGACUACGUAACCUAUAAGAUGUCAUCAGUUGCCUUUUUUUUUUUUUCUUAAACAUUCUGGAUUUAACAAAAUCCUCUGUUUACAGAACUUUUACUUGAGCAAUUAUUCAAUCCUUGUGCCUUCCCAACUUUUUUUUUGUUUUUUUUUAUUAGUAAUAAAUUCAUAUUUUAUCACAGGACAGGAAUGCAUCUGAUGUAACAUUAAGAUUGUGUUAUGGUCCUCCUUCUCUUUCCUAUAGAAAAUUCCUGCACGUACUGUACUUUUUACUCAUUUAGGCUUAUUUAUCUUGAUUGGACAAGAUGCAAUCAUUUCCUAGGUGUUAUUGAUGCAGUAUUUUUGGGCUUUCCAGAAUAUUGACACUGAUUGUAUUUGUGUGCACAUAAAGUGCUGCACCUUGGAGUGGUGACAUGGUUAUCUUAGUGCUGCUGCUGAGCUGGUUUUCCAGUAGUACACAUACAUGGACUUUCUUUUCCUUUCUUCUCAGGCCAGUCAAGUACAUACUCCUCUCAGCUAUGCCAUGACAUUGUGCUAGAGAAAGUGCACUGGAUUGAAGAGCCUGGCACGGUGUUGGGCUAAUGAUAUACAGUAAUAGAUGGCAAGAGGAGGGAGAAGCGGUUACUGAUGCACUGGUUUUGCUAGGUGCUAAGUGAGCAAAAAGGAAAGAAAUAGCAGCAACAGCAUAAUCACAGCAAGGAAAGGGUUACACUAAGCACUGAUCUGCUACUUACAUCUAAGGGGGAGAUUACACAGCAUCACUGUGGACAUACAGCAGUAGAUAAACUGGCAUUUAAAGCUGGGACAACAGCCUCAUAGCGUUAUGGGUUGUCAUAAAUGAGAAGUAAACCUUGAUUUACCUUUUAAGGAACUGUGUGGUCAACAGGCAGACUGGCUCAGCUUUCAAAUGCAUAGCCCAGGCAAUCUCAGGCUCUCUCUCUUUCUCUUGCACAUAGUACAUGCUAAACCCCACCCACUUCCUGUAAUUUGUUCUGACCUAGCUGUUACUAAAGACAGAAUUCCACUGACAACAGGCAGUGGAUAACAGAUUGCAAAAAAAGGGAGAUCUAGUGGCAAAGACUUUAGAGCUGUUUUUCUGUGGUAAAGAAGUCAUUUUGGGUAAAGGAAGUGAUUUUUAAAUAUUCUUGUAAUUACAUUAACUAUUAAUGGAGUGAAGUUGUUUGGUGCUGCAGGGAUACACUUAGUGUUAGGUUUCCCUAUAUAUUACACCUGAUCACUGUAAUUCCUGGGACCAUUCUAGGAGGUGUAGGGGUCGUCCAAAGAAUAAAACCCCAUAUUUGUACAUUUAUUCCAGUGGGCACAAUGUAAUGUUAUUGUCCUUAACUGCCUGCAAGGGGAUGAUUGCUGCUGGGUUCCCUUGCAGAUUUUAGCUGAUCUUUAGGGGGUUCUCUACAGGAGGGGGGCAACUUGUGAUCAACUCCUUCUUACAGAGCCUUUAGAUGAAGUGAUGUAAAAAGCAGACAACCCCACAAGUGUGGACAUCUAUUGAAUGUCCUUAUAUCCAUUUAAUUAUGAUAAUGGUGGGGAAAAAAAGGAGGUCCAGUGCAGCCAUGUACAGGUAAAACCACUUGUAAUUUGUUUGUUGCAUAAAAUGCAUGCGAUGCACGGCACAACAGACUAAGGGUACAAAUAGAUCCUGAAACAGAAUAAGGAAAUUACAAAUGUUUUUACCUGCACAAGACAGCGCUGGACCUCCUUUCUUCAUUUGCCUAUUAUGGGUGAAGUCCUGCACCUAUCCAUUGUCGCAGUGUUGACCAGGUGAGCUGGAAGAGCUCUUUCUACUUCCAUAUAAUUUUAAUGUAUUGCUCUAAUCUCAGAGAUUAAAUCUACAUUAAAUUUUGGGGAAACUUUACAGAUCAUUUUGCUUUUAUGGAUUUUUUUACCAAUGUCUCUUUCUACAUUUAUAAUCAUUGAAGCUUUCAAAGUUUUACUGCUUGUCCUUGGAACUACAAGAGUUUACAGUCAGACGUGACCCAACACCUGGGACACGUCAUGGAUCCCAUAAUGCACCAAAACAAAACAAAAAUCAGAAGUUAGCUAUAGGUGCAAAUGCAGAAGUACACAUACAUGAAGAUCAGUAGAAACAAAGUAUCCAGGGGUUUUUUGUUUUGCCAUUUUGUAGACUUGAACGUAAAUGGUUAUGUUCUUAACUAUGCACCAGUGAAUAUAGGGGCUAGAAUGAAAUAAUAGUCACGAUGUAGACAGGUCAGAUGACCUAAAGUGCACAAUGAAAGUUUCACCCCCUUUUGUGGUUUGCAUUCAUUUACAUUGAAUUGUGAAUAGUCAUCUGUAUGUUCGGUCCAACCCAGUACUGUCACUUUGUCACAAAACUGUUUACAAUAGACAUCACCACUUUCUUUCAAAAAACAGCGCCCCACCUGUACAUAUGUUGUGUCUGAUAUUGUAGCUUCAUUAUAAUAAUUCUUUAUUUAUGUAACACACUCAGAUUGGUUCCUGUCCUCACUGGGACUUACAAUCUAAAUUCCCAGUAUGGUUUGGGUGUGGGAGGAAACUCACGCAAACACCAGGAGGACAUACAAACUCAUUGCAUGUGUUGUCCUUGGUGGGAUUUGAACCUAAGACCCCAGCACUGUAAGGCAGCAGUGCUCCCCAUUGAAAUAAAUAGGGUCGAGCUGCAAAACAAGACAAUACCUGCAGAUAUGUAUGGUGCUGGUAUGGGAAAAGCAGACAUAAAAUAUAUUUUUUUUAUUUAUAUAUUUUUUAAAUCCCAGACAACACAUUUUGGUGGGAGAGACGCACUCGUUCGAGAUGGCUCGUUCACAUUGCUGUUGUGCUCCAGUAUAUGGAGCUCAGUCUGUCGGAAGGACAGAAAGUAAGCAACAAAAAAAAUACUGCAUGUCCUAUUUUGUUUCUCUCCCCCGACGGACUCCCUAUUCAAUUCAAUAGGCUCCAUCAGGACUUGGCGGUGUCAGUGGUGAUGCAACACAUUUUGGGUCUGUUUGGCACAAAAAAAUAAAUAAAAGAAACAAAUGGACCAAGGACAUGAAGGAGCACAGCGGCAGUGUGAACCUAGCCUAACUGGUUGCUAGCAUUACUUGAUGCUAAAAGUUAGCAAUGCAAGUGGGAGUUUAUAGGUGUGGCCAGGGGUUCGCUAUGCCCCAUGGCCGCCACACCUAUCCCCUGUACACCAGCACUGGGACCGCUGUGUGAUUGACACAAAGGUCCCAGUGCAUGCGCCCCUUAUCUUUCAUAUGUGAGCACCGACCGACAUUUCUUUACAGAGGGCGAGCGCUCACUUCAACUGUCUGUAGCUUCUGUGCGCCUUCUCCUCUUCUCCCCGUGCGGGAGAUGCACUGGGCUCUUCUGCAUUCAUUAUAGGCAGAGAGCGCUCACUAUCUGCCUCUAGUAUUACCCGGGCGCAUGGAGGUGUUAGACAGAGCGCUCACUCUGUAAAGAAAUG